Dryobates pubescens (Downy woodpecker) is the source of this 6684-nucleotide messenger RNA. It is a transcript of the gene AGRN, whose product is annotated as agrin. Gene Ontology annotation, biological process: G protein-coupled acetylcholine receptor signaling pathway; receptor clustering. The record is from RefSeq and is a predicted model, not a curated record. The coding region runs from base 358 to 6630 and encodes 2090 amino acids. The transcript has 40 exons. Gene Ontology annotation, molecular function: laminin binding; calcium ion binding. NCBI's taxonomy places the organism in Eukaryota, Metazoa, Chordata, Aves, Piciformes, Picidae.
CUCUCCCCUCCUUAUCAGCAAUUCAGAUUGCAUGCAAAUCUGCGGGCUUUCUUACAGGGGCAAAGCGAAGGACCCAGCGUUUUUCUCCGGCCCUGGUUUCGGGCGAGAGAUAUCUCCACCUCCUCCUCCACCACCUCCUCCUCCUCCUCCUCUUGGGAUUUUCUUCCUUCUCCCCUCCCCUGCUCUCCCCUCCCCUCCCUGCUUCCCUCCCUCUCUUUCUUUCCUCCUUUUCACCUCCUCGAACAAAAGUAGCCCUUCUCCGUACGGCAGCCAGCGCAGCCGCUUUGUCUGCCCGCUCGGUCGGGUACCCGGAACCGGCAACCGGGCUGGGCUGAGCCGCCUCGCCCGGCGGGGGCCAUGACGGGGAGAAGAGCGGCUCCCCGGCUCUUGCUGGUUUUACUGGUGUUACUGGGGCUAACGAUGGGCGGCGGAGAGGGGAGCUGCCCCGAACGGGAGCUGGAGCGGCGGGAGGAAGAAGCCAACGUGGUGUUGACGGGGACGGUGGAGGAGAUCAUGAACGUGGACCCUGUGCACCAUACCUACUCCUGCAAGGUGCGGGUCUGGCGCUACCUGAAAGGCAAAGACAUCGUCACCCACCACAUCCUGCUGGACGGCGGCAACAAGGUGGUGAUCGGCGGCUUCGGGGACCCCCUGAUCUGCGACAACCAGGUCUCCACGGGGGACACCAGGAUCUUCUUCGUCAACCCUGCCCCCCAGUACCUGUGGCCGGCGCACCGCAACGAGCUGAUGCUCAACUCCAGCCUCAUGCGGAUUACGCUGCGCAACCUGGAGGAGGUGGAGCACUGCGUGGAAGAACAUAGGAAGCUUCUGGCUGACAAGCCCAACAGCUACUUCACGCAGACGCCGCCGACGCCGCGCGACGCCUGCCGGGGGAUGCUCUGCGGCUUCGGGGCGGUGUGCGAGAGGAGCUCCGCGGACCCCUCCCAGGCCUCCUGCGUCUGCAAGAAGACAGCCUGCCCCGUGGUGGUGGCUCCCGUCUGUGGCUCUGACUACUCCACCUACAGCAACGAGUGUGAGCUGGAGAAGGCCCAGUGCAACCAGCAGAGACGGAUCAAGGUCAUCAGCAAGGGACCCUGCGGCUCCAAGGACCCCUGUGCAGAGGUGAGCUGCAGCUUUGGCAGCACCUGCGUCCCCUCUGCCGACGGGCAGGCGGCCAAGUGCGUGUGCCCUGCCUCCUGCCGCGGCGUGCCCGAGGCCACCGUCUGCGGCAGCGACGGCCGCGACUACCGCAGCCACUGCGACCUCAACAAGCACGCCUGUGACAAGCAGGAGAACGUCUUCAAGAAGUUUGAUGGCCCCUGUGACCCGUGCCGAGGCGUGCCCGGCGAGGCGGGCCGCGUGUGCCGCGUGAACCCCCGCAGCCGGCGGGCGGAGCUGCUGCCGCGCCCCGAGGGCUGCCCGCCGCGGCGGGAGCCGGUCUGCGGCGACGACGGCGUCACCUACGAGAGCGAGUGCGUGAUGCUUCGCUCCGCCGCCAUCCGCGGGCUGCACGUCCAGAAGGUGCGCUCGGGGCAGUGCCAGCAGCAGGACCGGUGUCAGGAGGAGUGCAAGCUGAACGCCGUCUGCCUGAACCGGCGGGGGGCUGCUCGCUGCUCCUGCGAGCGCCUGGCCUGCGACGGAGCCUACAGACCCCUGUGCGCCCGCGACGGCCGCACCUACAACAACGACUGCCAGCGCCGCCGGGCCGAGUGCCAGCAGCAGGCUGCCAUCCCCGUCAAGCACCAGGGACCCUGUGACCUGGGGGUGCCCAGCCCCUGCCUGAGCGUGGAGUGCACCUUCGGGGCCACGUGCGUGGUGAAGAACCAGGAGGCUGUGUGUGAGUGCCAGCAGGUGUGCCAGGGCCGCUACGACCCCGUGUGCGGCACCGACAACCGCACCUACGGCAACCCCUGCGAGCUCGACGCCAUGGCCUGCGUCCUCAAGAGGGAGAUCAAAGUCAAGCACAAAGGGCCCUGCGACCCUUGUGGCAAGUGCCAGUUUGGGGCCAUCUGCGAGGCAGAGACGGGCAGGUGCGUGUGCCCCACCGAGUGCGUGCCCUCCUCCCAGCCCGUGUGCGGCACCGACGGCAACACCUACGGCAGCGAGUGCGAGCUCCACGUCCGCGCCUGCACCCAGCAGACCAACAUCCUGGUGGCUGCCCAAGGAGACUGCAAGUCCUGCGGCGGCGCCGUGUGCUCCUUCGGCAGCCGGUGCGUGGCCGGGCAGUGCGUGUGCCCCCGCUGCGACAGCCAGCCCCUGGCACCCGUCUGUGGCACCGAUGGCCUCACCUACCCCAGCCAGUGCCAGCUGCAGGCUGCCUCCUGCCAGCAGCAGAAGAGCAUCGAGGUGGCCAGGGCGGGGCCGUGUGAGGACGAGUGCGGCUCGGGGGGCUCGGGCUCGGGCGACGGCAGCGAGUGCGAGCAGGACCGGUGCCGGCAGUUCGGGGGCUGGUGGGACGAGGACGCCGAGGACGACCGCUGCGUGUGCGACUUCACCUGCCUGGCGGUGCCACGCAGCCCGGUGUGUGGCUCUGAUGGGGUGACCUACACCAACGAGUGUGAGCUGAAGAAGACCAGGUGUGAGAAGCGCCAGGACCUCUACGUCAGCAGCCAGGGGGCCUGCCGCGCCCUUGCCACAACCCCACCACCUCUCCUGGCUGUGCACUGCAGCCAGACCGUCUAUGGAUGCUGCCCAGACAACACGACCUUGGCGCUCGGAGUGGGGGCAGCUGGAUGCCCAAGUACCUGCCAGUGCAACCCCUAUGGCUCCUAUGGGGGAUCCUGUGAGCCCACCACGGGGCAGUGCUCCUGCAAGCCCGGCGUGGGGGGCCUGAAGUGCGACCGCUGCGAGCCUGGCUUCUGGAACUUCCGCGGCAUCGUCACCGACGGCAAGAGCGGCUGCACGCCCUGUAGCUGUGACCCAGUGGGCUCAGUGCGUGACGACUGUGAGCAGAUGACUGGGCUGUGCUCCUGCAAGACUGGCAUCACUGGCAUGAAGUGCAACCAGUGCCCCAAUGGCAGCAAGCUGGGCACCACUGGCUGUGAGAAAGACCCAUCAGCCCCCAGAUCCUGUGAGGAAAUGAGCUGUGAGUUUGGGGCCUCCUGUGUGGAGGUCAAUGGCUUUGCCCACUGCGAGUGUCCAUCCCCACUCUGCUCAGAAGCCAACAUGACCAAGGUGUGUGGCUCUGACGGUGUCACCUAUGGGGACCAGUGCCAGCUGAAGACCAUCGCCUGCAGGCAGGGCCAGGUCAUCACUGUGAAGCAUGUGGGGCAGUGCCACGAGCCCAUCACUCACACGAGCCACGGCUCGCCGCCCACGCCGCCGCCCACGCCGCCGCCCACGCUGCCCUUGGACAAGUUGAUCCUGCCUCCCCCCCCGGGGUUCACCACCCGGCCUCCAGCCCCCACGGAGUCAGCAGGCAGCUCCCUGCCGCCGGAGGCCAGCCCCACCGCCCGGAGCCGGCCGACGACGCGGCGCGCCACGACGGCCAGGCCGGCCACCACCCCCUGGCCGGCCCACGGCGCCUACAAGACCACCGUCCGCCCUCUCUCCACCGCCCCCGUGGUCCUGGCCACCAGCCAGCCUGCCUACGCCGAGUCAGGCAGCGCAGAAGGCAGUGGAGACCAAGAGCUGGGCAUCAGCGGAGACCAGGAGUCGAGCGGAGCGGGGUCUGCCGGGGAAGAGGAGGUGGAGGAAAGCCAGGUCACUUCCACCCCAGCCAUCGAGAGGGCAACCUGUUACAACACCCCCCUGGGCUGCUGCUCUGACGGCAAGACUGCAGCUGCCGACGCGGAAGGCAGCAACUGUCCCGCUACCAAAGUGUUCCAAGGAGUCCUCAUCUUGGAGGAGGUGGAAGGCCAGGAGCUGUUCUACACACCUGAGAUGGCUGACCCCAAGUCAGAGCUCUUUGGGGAGACAGCCAGGAGCAUUGAGAGCGCGCUGGAUGAGCUCUUCCGCACCUCCGACGUCAGGAGGGACUUCAGGAGCGUCCGCGUCCGCGACCUGGGGCAGAGCAGCGCCGUCCGAGCCAUCGUGGAGGCUCACUUCGACCCAGCCACUUCCUACACAGCAGCUGACAUCCAAGGGGCCCUGCUGAAGCAGAUCAAAGCUUCCAAGAAGAAGACCAUCCUGGUGAAGAAGCCCCAACAUGAGCAUGUCAAAUUCAUGGACUUUGACUGGAUCCCCAGGCUCUUCACCACCACUGUGACCACCACCACGGCCACCACCAUGGCUCCCGCCACCACCCGCAGGUCCAGCACGCCUGCAGCUGCCACCACAGCCCACAUCCUGCGCCAGGAGGUGGCAGGGCACCCCCUCAGCAGGCCAGCAGGGGCUGGCAGCACCAAGAGACCUUCCUUCAGCUUCCCCCCCACCGCCCGCCGGAAGCCCACGCGCCAGCCCCCCGCCACCAGGAAGCCCCUGAGACCCUGUGACUCUCACCCCUGCCUGCAUGGGGGCACCUGUGAGGAUGAUGGGAAGGACUUCACCUGCAGCUGCCCAGCUGGCAAAGGAGGAGCUGUCUGUGAGAAAGCUAUCAGGUACUUCAUCCCCAGCUUUGGGGGCAGGUCCUACCUGGCCUUCAAGAUGAUGAAGGCUUACCACACGGUGCGCAUCGCCAUGGAGUUCCGCGCGCUGGAGCUCAGCGGGCUGCUGCUCUACAACGGCCAGAACCGUGGCAAGGACUUCAUCUCCCUGGCCCUGGUUGGGGGCUUUGUGGAGCUCAGGUUUAACACAGGCUCUGGCACGGGGGUGAUCAGCAGCAGGGUGCGUGUGGAGCCUGGCAGGUGGCACCAGCUGGUGGUGAACCGCAACCGCCGCAGCGGGAUGCUGGCGGUGGACGGCGAGCCCCACGUCAGCGGCGAGAGCCCCCCCGGCACCGACGGCCUCAACCUCGACACAGACCUCUUCCUUGGGGGAGCACCAGAGGACCAGAUGGCUGUGGUGGCAGAGCGCACGGCGGCCACCGGCGGCCUGAAGGGCUGCAUCCGCCUGCUGGAUGUCAACAACCAGAUGUACGACCUGAGGGAGAAAGGCAGCGAUGUCCUCUAUGGCAGUGGGGUGGGAGAGUGUGGCAAUGACCCCUGCCACCCCAACCCCUGCCACCAUGGUGGCAUCUGCCACGUCAAAGAGGCUGAGAUGUUCCACUGCGAGUGCCUCCACACCUACACUGGUCCAACGUGUGCUGAUGAGAGGAACCCCUGUGACCCUUCACCCUGCCACAUCUCUGCCACCUGCCUGGUGCUGCCAGAGGGAGGUGCCCUGUGUGCCUGUCCCAUGGGCCGGGAAGGAGACUUCUGCGAGCGAGUGACAGAGCAGGACCACACCAUGCCCUUCCUCCCAGAGUUCAACGGCUUCUCCUACCUGGAGCUGAACGGGCUGCAGACCUUCAUUCCUGACCUGCAGGACAAAAUGUCCAUGGAGGUUGUGUUCCUGGCCAAGAGCCCCAGUGGCAUGAUCUUCUACAAUGGCCAGAAGACAGAUGGCAAAGGGGACUUUGUCUCUCUGGCUUUACAUGAUGGCUACCUGGAGUACAGAUACGACCUGGGCAAGGGGGCAGCUGUGCUCAGGAGCAAGGAGCCAGUGCCCCUCCACAGCUGGGUCAGCGUCUCGCUGGAGAGGAACGGCCGCAAGGGGGUCAUGAGGAUCAACGACGGCGAGAGGGUGAUGGGGGAGUCCCCGAAAUCCCGUAAGGUGCCUCACACUUUCCUGAACCUGAAGGAGCCCUUGUAUGUGGGGGGAGCCCCUGACUUCAGCAAGCUGGCUCGAGCAGCUGCCAUCUCCAGCAGCUUCAGUGGAGCUGUGCAGAGGGUCUCCAUCAGGGGGGUGCCCGUGCUGAAGGAGCAGAACAUCCGCAGCGCCAUCGAGAUCUCCCCGUUCCGAGGCCACCCCUGCACCCAGAAACCCAGCCCCUGCCAGAACGGGGGCAGCUGCAGCCCCCUGCUGGAGAGCUACCAGUGUGCCUGCCAGAGGGGCUUCUCUGGGGCUCACUGUGAGAAAGUGAUGAUUGAGAAGGCUGCUGGAGAUGCUGAGGCCAUUGCCUUUGAUGGCAGGACCUACAUGGAGUACCACAAUGCUGUGACAAAGAGCCACCUGACCAAUGAGAUCCCUGCUCCUGAAGCUCUGGACUACCCUGUGGAGCCCAGCGAGAAGGCCUUGCAGUCCAACCACUUUGAGCUGAGCAUCAAGACUGAGGCCACCCAGGGGCUGCUGCUGUGGAGCGGGAAGGGGCUGGAGCGCUCGGACUACAUCGCCCUGGCCAUCGUGGAUGGCUUCGUGCAGAUGAGCUACGACCUGGGCUCCAAGCCCGUGGUGCUCCGCUCCACCGUCCCCGUCAACACCAACCAGUGGAUACACAUCAAAGCAUACAGGGUACAAAGAGAAGGUUCCCUUCAAGUUGGCAACGAGGCCCCCAUUGCUGGCUCCUCGCCACUUGGUGCAACACAGCUGGACACAGAUGGGGCCCUGUGGCUAGGGGGACUGGAGAAGCUGAGUGUGGCUCACAAGCUGCCCAAGGCCUACAGCACAGGCUUCAUUGGCUGCAUAAGGGACGUGGUUGUGGACCGCCGAGAACUGCACCUGGUGGAGGACGCUUUGAACAACCCCAGGAUAUUACACUGCUCAGCCAAAUAGACCCCCAGCCCCCUCCCCUCCCUCCCUCCCUCCCCCCCCAGGGACCCUUCCUCC